AUGUCUGAUUCGGGCCUUACAGGAACAGGCACAGGUGGAGAUGUGUUCAAAGUCGAUUUAAACUCACAAUUCGAUUCCGCCGAUAUGGCAUGGAUUGGAACGGCAUCAGUACUAGUAUGGAUCAUGAUCCCUGGUGUUGGUUUACUAUAUUCAGGGUUAUCAAGGAAAAAACAUGCUCUUUCAUUGAUGUGGGCGUCGUUGAUGGCAGCUUGUGUCACUGCUUUUCAAUGGUUUUUUUGGGGUUACUCAUUAGUUUUCGCUCACAAUGGGUCCAAGUUUUUGGGAACUUUGCAGAAUUUCUGUUUAAGAAAUGUCUUGGGUGCUCCAGGGAUUGUAACUACCGUUCCUGAUAUCUUGUUUUGUUUAUAUCAGGGAAUGUUUGCUGCUGUUACAGCAAUCUUGAUGGUAGGUGCUGGUUGUGAACGUGCAAGGUUAGGACCUAUGAUGGUGUUUUUAUUUGUUUGGUUAACUGUUGUUUAUGGUCCUAUUGCUUAUUGGACUUGGGGUGGAAAUGGCUGGUUAUUCAACUUGGGAGCUUUGGAUUUUGCUGGUGGUGGUCCGGUGCAUGAAAAUUCUGGAUUUGCUGCUUUGGCUUAUUCGCUCUGGUUAGGUAAAAGACACGAUCCAUUGACCCAAGGAAAAGUGCCCAAAUAUAAACCACACUCAGUUUCUUCAAUUGUGUUAGGAACAGUUUUCCUUUGGUUUGGAUGGUUUGGUUUCAAUGGUGGGUCGACUGGUAACGCCAAGAUGAGAUCGUGGUAUGCGUGCGUCAAUACCAAUAUUGCUGCUGCUAGUGGUGGUUUGACUUGGAUGUUUGUUGAUUACUUCAGAACAGGAGGUAAAUGGUCUACGGUUGGGUUGUGUACCGGAGCUAUUGCUGGUUUAGUUGGUAUUACCCCAGCAGCUGGAUACGUACCAGUUUACACGUCGAUUAUUUUUGGAAUAGUUCCUGGUAUCAUUUGUAAUUUUGCCGUUGAUUUGAAACAGUACUUGCAGAUUGAUGAUGGUAUGGAUGUAUGGGCACUUCACGGAGUGGGUGGAUUUGUUGGUAACUUUAUGACGGGAUUAUUUGCUGCUGAUUAUGUCGCCAAAAUAGAUGGCACUGAUAUUGACGGUGGUUGGAUGAAUCAUCAUUGGAAACAAUUGGGUUACCAGUUAGCAGGUUCUGUUUCAAUUGCCGCUUGGUCAUUUGUUGUCACAUCUAUAUUAUUGUUGGCAAUGGACAGAAUUCCAUUUUUGAGAAUCAGAUUACAUGAAGAUGAAGAGAUGUUGGGUACUGACUUAGCUCAAAUUGGUGAAUUUGCUUACUAUGAUGAUGGUCAAGAUCCAGAGAAUAGUCCCUAUGUAUUGGAGCCCAUUAGAUCAACUGAUGCCAUUAGAGAUAAGUUGAGGACAGCAACUUCAACACAACAAAACGAACCAGGUGUUCAAACUCCAGAAGAAAUUGAUGGUGUUGCUCAAGCUCAUGCUGACUCUGAUAACUCCCACAGUGUUGAAUCAAAAAAGUAA
Messenger RNA from Lodderomyces margitis, 1509 nucleotides. It is a transcript of the gene MEP2, whose product is annotated as ammonium permease. NCBI's taxonomy places the organism in Eukaryota, Fungi, Ascomycota, Pichiomycetes, Serinales, Debaryomycetaceae. Gene Ontology annotation, biological process: ammonium transmembrane transport. Bases 1 to 1509 code for a protein of 502 amino acids. The record is from RefSeq and is a predicted model, not a curated record. The transcript has a single exon. Gene Ontology annotation, molecular function: ammonium channel activity. Gene Ontology annotation, cellular component: plasma membrane.